AUGUUGCUCGACGAGGAUCCCGGAACUCUCAUCCACCACACGAUCGGCAACUUCAACAUCCACCCCGAUAAACAAGCCGUAACACGCAUCAAUGACUCGCUCGCUGCCCUUCAGCAGGCGCGCGAUAUGCGCAUCCGCGAGGCCGAGGCUUCAAUGCGCAAACUCUCACGUCAUCUGAACUCCUUAUCUACACAGCACGAGGAAGCCGUGGCGCUGCACGACUCGGGCAAACACGCGGCAGAGAUUGUGGAAUUAGACACUAAGAAGUUCCGCAUCGCCAAGGCUGCAUCGGAACUCGAGAUUGAAAGCGAGCGUCUGGAAAGCGAACUGGAAAUGCUCAAGGAGCGUCUGGCCGACUUGGAGUCGCAGGGUCUUGAGGGCGAUGAAAUGACGCGGCGUGAGCGUGAAGCUGAUGAUGCGACAAUUCUGCGUCUUAAGAUCUACCGUUCUCUUGGUGUUGAUAUCGAACCAGAUGAGGCGGGCAAUUUCAACCGUGCGGUCAUUCGGAACAGCCGCAAGGGGGAUGUUCAUGUUGUCAACAUCGACCCGAAAUUCUCCCGUUUCUUCUACGCAAACUACUUUUGGUCGACGAUGCAGGGAUGA
This is a messenger RNA of Penicillium bovifimosum, 603 nucleotides long. Its product is annotated as kinetochore Spc24 family protein. NCBI's taxonomy places the organism in Eukaryota, Fungi, Ascomycota, Eurotiomycetes, Eurotiales, Aspergillaceae. The transcript has 3 exons. Bases 1 to 603 code for a protein of 200 amino acids. The record is from RefSeq and is a predicted model, not a curated record.